AUGGUCGAUGCUAUUGAAACAUGUAGUGCGGCAUCGUACGUGCUAACUAAAAUUCCUUUAAUAACAAAGAAAGUGUUCAGUUAUUUGCCAGCAAAGUCUCUAAAUUCCUGUGCAAGAGUUUGCAAAUCUUGGCGACAGGCUUCACAGCAAGUAAAAAAACAACGGCAGAGGUUAGGCUGGAAUUCAUAUGUAUGUCAUGACGAAGAAAAUGAAGAAUUGUUGGCUUCAGAAAUCAAGGGAUUGUUACAAGAUAUUUGGUGUGAACCGGCUUUUUUCAUUGGUUUCUGUUCAACAUCGCUGUUUGAAGAACCCAUCAAAGUUCCCAGCACCCACAUGACACGUUUCCAUCGCAUGGCGAAAUGUAUGCGUAUCGAUAUUGGCAGUUUCUUGAAACAAAUGCUUCCACAUUUGUGCAACUUCUUAUCAGUUUCAGCUGAUGGCAUUAUUGGAACGAAUGCGCAGGCAACUCACUCACAUGAGAUAGAAGGUAAAAAAUCGCUGUCAUAUUUGCUUAUACCAAAACUGGAUGGUUUGGACAUUGACACUUUCACAAUUGACAUCCACACUUAUGCCACAAAUGUUGACAAUCCUUUUGAACCGGGUAGCGGCCUACAGUUCAGCAGCAUUCCAGAAGACAAAGAUGUCAAAGCCAUUUUGUUCUUUUGCAAUGAACCAUUUUGUCCACCAGAAAUUGGUUACACAUUAAUGCAAAACUAUCACAAUUCAGUUGUGGCUGGCGGUCACAUUGACAAUCUGAUUUGCCCACAAAACUGUAUUAAUGAUCCAACAGGGCUUUCGGAUCCCUCAUUGCAGUGUAUCGCAUUCAGUGGUCCCCGGUUGAAAGUGGCAUCAAUCAUCAUUGAGGAACAUGUGAACAACAGAAAAGAAGUCGAAGCCACCAUACGACAAUUAAAAAAUUGCAAGCUUUCUGAAGAACAGAGCUUUGCAUUCAUGUUUGCUUGCAUUGGACGAGGUUCAACUCACUAUGGCAUCUCCAAUGUGGAAGCUGAUGUCUUUAGAAAAUUCUUCCCCAAGACACCAUUGCUUGGCUUUUUUGGAAACGGUGAAGUUGGUUUCACCUACCUCCCCAAAGAUGGAGAACCCCCAGUACACAGUAUGCCUAAUAGCGAACGGAUGUUACCCAAGUUAUACCAUGCAUAUACAACAAUCAUAUGUCUGUUGUCAGUUGUUUGA
Messenger RNA from Acanthosepion pharaonis, 1194 nucleotides. Lineage: Eukaryota; Metazoa; Mollusca; Cephalopoda; Sepiida; Sepiidae. The record is from the annotation of a GenBank genome assembly.